Diorhabda sublineata is the source of this 372-nucleotide messenger RNA. Its product is annotated as calmodulin-like. Gene Ontology annotation, molecular function: calcium ion binding. Lineage: Eukaryota; Metazoa; Arthropoda; Insecta; Coleoptera; Chrysomelidae. Gene Ontology annotation, cellular component: myosin II complex. Bases 1 to 372 code for a protein of 123 amino acids. The transcript has 2 exons. The record is from RefSeq and is a predicted model, not a curated record.
AUGAGAGCGUUAGGUGUUAAUCCAACGGAAGCGGAGCUCUUGGUGUUUAUAAAAGAAAUCGUUCCCGAGCAGGAUGGAACGAUAAACAUCGACUUUCCAGAAUUUUUAACCUUCAUGGGAAGACAAAUGAAAAAUAUAAAAGAUGAAGAAGAAUUAAGGGAAGCUUUUAGAAUUUUUGAUAAAGAUGGUACAGGGUACAUAUCGGCGAAAGAACUACACCAUAUAAUAACCCAUCUGGGAGAACCUUUGAGCAGAACCCAAGUUAACAGAAUGAUGAUAGAUGCGGAUACUGACGAAGAUGGACAAAUUAAUUAUGAGGAUUUUGUAACAUUGAUCACUAGUAGUUAUAAAAUGAAAAGUAAUUAUUCGUAA